AGAAAUGAGACUGAGGAGGCUCCGUAUUUUUCCCCUGGGCGAUAGUUUUCAGCUCCGUUGUUAUUUUUGUCCGUGGUAGUGUCUUGAAUGUCACCUGUAACACCUGCGUAUAGGGACAGGGCUGCUUCUCCGGCAGAGCGGGCAGCGCUCAGCGCGAGAGCGAUACCGAGAGUCAGAGUGGGUGCAGCUCAGUGAGGCUGAGUGGGUGGGAGGAGGCGGUGGAUCAACAUCCUCAUCGUUUCAAUUCCUGCUUCUGACCGAGUCCGUAUCGAACAUGUUGCAUGGUCCGCUGCGGCUAUGAACACAUGUUACUCUUUACUCUUAGCUUAAUAAAAUCCAAAAUGCAGCGUCUGCCGUGUGCGCGGCUUGGCGCUGCCUGAUACAGCGGCGGCGGCGGCAGCGGCAGCGCCGGGCCUGCGUUUUUCUUUCAAUCUGGAAAUUUCUUGACUUCAGCAGUUACGCUUCGCUUGACCGAGCUAGCUUAGCUUCAUCGCCGCAUCCCUCCCUCUUCACUGCUGGCCCACAAACAGGCUACAACGAUGCGGACUUUAGCAGAGCCUUGAUUAUUGGGGGGGGGAACAACUUUUAUUUUCUGUCAAAAGGAGGGAGCUUCACAUUUUAUGGACCUGACGGUUAGCUAGUGGCAGCUGCUCAGCGCAAAGAAAUGUUCAAUUCGAGGCGGCUGCUGCGGUUGUCGAACCGCUCCUUCUUGGCCUUCAUUUUUUUCUUCUCCAUGUCUACGACCUGUCUGUACUUCAUUUAUGUGGCCCCUGGAAUAGCCAACACAUACUUCUUCAUGGUGCAGGCUCAGGGUAUAAUGUUACGGGACAACGUGCGGACGUUUGGUCAGAUGAUCAGAUCAUACACGAAUAAGAACACCACGCUCAAUGGCACAGAUUAUCCAGAUGGGAAUAACUCCAGUGAAUAUCUUGUUCAGCCGACUACAUACCUUCCUGAGAACUUCACCUAUGCUCAGAAUCUGCCCUGCCCUGAGCGAUUACCUUCUAUGAAGGGUCUUAUGGAAGUAAACAUGACUGAGGUUCCUAUGGAGGAGGUUGAACUGCGCCUUGGACAGCUAGGCAUUCGGUCUGGGGGUCACUGGAGACCUGAAGACUGCAAACCACGUUGGAAGGUGGCAAUUCUUAUCCCCUUUAGGAAUCGUCAUGAACAUCUCCCCAUCCUGUUUCAGCACCUCGCUCCUAUGCUGCAGCGUCAGCGCUUGCAGUUUGCAUUUUAUGUCAUUGAACAGACAGGUACACAGCCAUUUAAUCGCGCCAUGCUGUUUAAUGUGGGCUUCAAGGAGGCGAUGAAAGACCUGGACUGGGACUGUGUGGUGUUCCAUGAUGUUGAUCAUAUACCUGAAAAUGACAGAAAUUAUUAUGGUUGUGGACAGAUGCCUCGGCACUUCGCUACAAAGCUUGACAAGUAUAUGUACAUCCUGCCGUACAGCGAGUUCUUUGGGGGAGUCAGUGGACUUACGGUGGAGCAGUUCCGCAAGAUUAACGGUUUUCCCAAUGCAUUCUGGGGCUGGGGAGGGGAGGAUGAUGACCUCUGGAACAGGGUGCACUUUGCUGGAUUUAACGUGACCAGGCCCGAGGGAGAGAUUGGCAAAUACAAAUCAAUUCCACAUCACCACAGAGGAGAGGUGCAGUUUCUUGGGAGGUAUAAGUUGCUAAGGUAUUCUAAAGAAAGGCAGCAUCUGGAUGGCCUGAAUAAUCUGCAGUAUUCUCCGGAAAUAUCUUUAAGUAGUCUGUAUAAGAACAUCACUGUUAACCUGAGCCCUGAGUUGGCUCCCAUAACAGAGUACUGACCACUCCACCUCCAUUCACCUGUCUUUCACCUGUCCCUCGAUACCCAAGUAUGAUCCAGCACCCGUGGAGUGGGGAGAGGUGCGUGACCGCAACAUAAUGUACCUACUGCUGCCAAGUAACCUUAAAACCAAGAGACAAGAGGUUAAAGGCCUGAAUACUCGAACAGUUGAUUGUGAGUGUGUGGUCGUGUGUAUGUUGGGUCAUACCCAUGUUUUUGUAAGCGUGUGCCUGUGCGUGUCCCACUGCAUGUUUCUGUGUUCAUACUGGCUUUAGCUACUCAACUCACAUCACACUACCAAAAAUGGGAAAAGAAAACCAACGAAAAAGAAUCGAGGGGGAGAGAGAAAGGCAGGGAGUGCCCAGCGUCAACAAAUCAGAUGUUUACUACAAAGCCUUAACUGAUUUUCUUAGGCUAUUAUCACUUUGUGUCUCCAUUUUCAUCUGUGCUGACAAUGUAGAAAGCUCAGUUUUACAGUUCAGCAGCAGCCUAGACGCCAAUAGACAUUUUACAGCACGUUUUGUAUCAUACAGUAGUAUUUUAAGACACAGUAUUUUUUCUUUCUGCAGAUUUGUGUAUGUACUGUACACUUCUGGGUUUUUUUUUUUUUUUAAUUUUGUUUUAUGCAUUGAGAUGCAUUUGGGAGCACUCCAGUGGUGUUUGUCAUGUGAGCGUCAUUGUUUUGCGUUUCUUUUGGCUGUGCAGAGGACUGCUGUGAGCGCUUGCAUGAUCCAGACUGGUCUGUAAAUACCUGCCUCUUUAAUGAUGCUGUUGCUUAGUCCUGUAACGACGCCCAUCAUUCCAGUGCGCACACACACUCUUACUUUGGCAGCUAAGUGUCUGUCUUUCUUUCGUUCUUUUUCUUUUCUAUUCUUUUAAACGGCUAGACACGUUUUGAAUCAAGGACUUAUCCUUAUUAUAAAACUUACUACUAAAUAUUACUUGGGGUUUGGGGACUCUACAGAAUACAUAUAUACAUAUAUAAACAAAAAAACACCAAUAUCAGCUGCAUGCCUUACUUUUUUGUUGCCACAAUUUUUUUAGUUUUGUAUCAUUUGAUGUUUUUGUUCUUGCUUCUGUGUAAUUUAUAGGAAUUUCUUCCUGUCUCAUUUAAAGUGCACUGUACAGAUGAAAAAAUAAAAGGGGUAGGAAGUUAGAGGAGUCAAUUGACUUUGCAGGUCACAAGAAGACCUGCUGGUCAGUGGGGUUCACAGCUGCUAAAAGCCAGAAUACCCUUCACUGGGUUUGGCAUUUUUGUAUGUGAGAAUAACUGUGUGUGUGCGCAUGUUUCUGAGUGAGUGAGUGAGCAAGCGAAUGAAUGAGUGAAUGAUGCUCUAGCUCUGUGUAAUGAAGUACGUUGUGAUGUUGCACUCUAGUCUGACCAUGAGUUGGGCCUGGAUGAGAGAGUGAUAUCAGUAUUACUCUUGAAAGGCAUCAGAACUGAGUUCAGGAGAUGAAGACUUUGUUUUGACCACUCAAAGCUGUGGGAAGUGUAGGCUGUGCUUUUUGUACAUUUUGUUUGCCUUUGUAUAUAGUCUUACUUUGGAGAUGUUAAUGCACCAUAAGUUGCUUUAUUUUUGUGUUUUUUUUUUUCUGGCUAGUAAUAAUUUUGUUAAUUUAUCAUAUCUGUCCUAAGCAGAACUACGUGUGUGUGUGUGUGUGUGUGUGUGUGUGGAGACUCUGCAAAACACACAUCAUCUACCCUAAAGAUCUGACUAUAUCAGCAGUGCACUUUUAGCACUGGCUUAAGUGUCCCUGUAGCUGAGACAUUCUCAAAUUAUGAAGGGCUGGAAAAGAUCUUGGGAACGCUGGAUAAUUUUUCUAUGUUGCACAGCUUGCACAGGAUGAUCUACUAGGGAUGUACCGAUAUGGGGAAAAUAUGGGCCAGUGCUGAUAUUCAGUAUUUUUCAUGUACAUAUGUGCUAUUGCCAAUACCAAUAAAUUGGGACUACACUAGUGAUGCACUGGAAUGGUAAUUUGUGGCCAUAACCAAAAUUCAGGAGACACUAGGAUGGAACUCAAGACCAAGGCAGUAAAUUCCAGUGCUUAGUUAUACUUUGACAAGUUAUGCACUUUGACAAUGUCACUUAUGAAUUUAAUUAUUUCAAAUUAUUAUUUCAGGCUGCAGAGUUUAUUGUGUGGUAUCAGACUUGAAGUGCAAGUGUUUGGGUGUUGUACACCCUCUUCAUACUUGACGCUGCUUGUCUAAUGCCCUUACAGAAAUCGUGAAAUAGUUUCACAUGGCUGACCUUUACUGUCUGUCUGCAGGUGCUCAAACUAUCUUAUGUCUGCACUGACCGAUCCAAGUCUUUUGCUCUCCUGCGCCACCGUUUCUAACUUUCAAUACCAUUACAUUUUUUAAAGUCUUAGAUCUUGAUGCUUCAUUGUAGGCCCAUUUUUUUUCUCAGUCAAAAAUUUCAGCCUUUUUCGUUUUUUUACCUGAAAACUGAAAGUGACAUUUGUUUUAUGUUUUUUGGCUGAACUUCAGUGGCCAAAAUGCUGUAUUUAGGGUUACAAAUGCAGACAUUUUAGCAUCCAUGCAUCACCUGAAAGUUGUGUUCAUCCAGAGUGCAACGGAUUUUAAAAUAUCAAUCACCUUUAAAUAUUUGUCCAGUGCAUGUAUUUUUCUAAAAUAAUCUGCCAAUAAUAAAGAGAUUCCAUAUUUAGAUACAAGUCCCAUAUCGCUGUGCAUCCCUGGGGUUUAGUGUUGUGGUCCUUGUGCAUUUUUGGUGUUUUCCCUGUACACAUUCGAUUUAGCUGAGUUGAAUCAGGUGUAUUAAAGCAAGGAAAACACCAAAAUGUGUAGAGCCGGGGGGUCCUGCAGGAGCAGAACGGAGAGCUACUGAUUUAGUUCAGUUGAAGGUUUUUCAGUUAUUAGCUGUUGCCAUUUGGAGGCGCUGUCGUGUUGGCUCUCCUCACAGAGCACCAAGCUGAGCCAUUGUGCCGAGGCAUGGGCCGUAUGAGUGAACACCUGUCUGAAGCAGUCCCUAGUGCUGAGUCUCAUGUUGUUUACAUUUUUUUUUUUUUUUUCUUAAGCCUCAGACUGAAGUCUGUGUUUGGCCCAUUUAUUAGAGUUAGAGGUUACAUUCAACCAUAAACAUUUGACUACUGGGGAUGAAGAGUCUGUAGGCCCAUGUUCCGCUCUAGAAAUGUGGUUCAAAAGUGAAGGAUGAUGUUGAACUGAAGGAGAUUCCUGGUGCCAAAGUCACCAUUUUCUCCCUUGUUCUUUGUGUAAAUUUCCACUUUUUGCUUUCUGAGUCUGCCUCAAAAGCUUUGUGGUAAAAUGUAGACUGUAAACUUCUCUCCUACCUUUCUAUUCCAAUUUGAUCGUAGGACGUUGAGGGAGAGAAUGUCCAGGAAAAUUGCUGUGACUCAUUAAGGUACAUUACAGAGCUAACUGGGCAUCAAACACUAUAUAAAUAAUUGUAUAAAAGUGUUGAUUUGAGCUUUCUGACCAGCACUGACCCCCCCCACCGCCCCAGAACAUUGAUUUCACUCUUGUUAGGUUUAGUUUGGUGCGAAAGCAGAUUUUUCCCUCACCCUUUGACCGUUUCCAAGCAACAAGAGACGAACAUCAAACUGUGAUUCAUGGUGUAACAGGAUUAUUUCCAAGUACUAUAGGAUACCUUAAGUGUUGACACCAUUACAAGUAAUAUUUACCAGAUUUCCUCCUGACUAGGGCACAGUAUUCUAUGAUCUACAGGCACUGGCUAACAGUAUUUGGUGGCAAUACUGUCAGAUCUUGUGUUCUUAUUGCAAUACAUUGUUACAUUGAUUCACCUUGACAUAAAUUGUAAUUAUCUGUUUUUCUUUGACAUUUUUAUGAGUAACUGGUGAGCUUUCAUCUCUACAAAACCAUGACUGAAAGCUACCCACACCACAUCAAAAACGUUUGUUAAUAAAGAAUUUGGAUUUGAAUCUUGUACUAGUAAGCUAGUAGAAAUGUACAUCACCCUCAUUUGCCAUUAUUAGUAUCUUAUUAAACAUUUUCAUGGUUUAGAAGGUUCAGCCUUCUAUCUAAUCUCUGUAUUACUAAAUUGGCACAUGCCCACAGUGUUUUAUGCAUAUCUGUAUUAUUGAAAGGAGCUAUUGAUCCUUUGACCUGUUUUACUUAGUUGUAGCUAUGAAGGACAUGGUGUUCAGUACUGUGCUCGAUCCGCAGGUUCAGUUUAAUUUUAUCUCAAUUUCAGCCAGUUGCCCCCACAAAAAGAAAACUGUACCUCAUCUCUUGUCCAUUUGUGUUUUUGAAAAAUGAGAAGUAGAGAAUUUUAAAGAGGUGUUCACAUUACAGAUUUGUAACAUAGUGUUACAGUUUUUUGCAGUAUUCAUAUUUGUGCCUUGAGUUUUUUUCUUUAUUUUACACAUUUGCAUUAUUGGGGUUGAGAGAUGCAGUGAGGUGGUUGUGGAUAAUAAAAUGAUGAGUGCACGGUUAUUUUUCAGAAGUUUUAAUUUGAAUCUGGAGAUAUGUGUAUGUAGACCUCUGAAGCGUCUGAUUGAUGAACUGGAGCAGAAAAUCAGGAGGAUGCUUUCUUCUGUGUCUUUGUUACUCCAUUUCUGAGGGUCCACUUUUGCUGUAACACCAGUUUCAGAAGCAGGAUGUCUUGAGAUGGUGACUGCUAGAACUGACAUGUACAAUCCUGGUUCCAGAUCUUUGUUUUGCCAGUCUGUUCACUGCGUUGCUGGUUUGUUCACUGCAUUACGCUCUGUAAUGAUCAUUAAAAAGAGUUUAUAGUUGAAAACA
Messenger RNA from Pygocentrus nattereri (red-bellied piranha), 6550 nucleotides. RefSeq names its product UDP-Gal:betaGlcNAc beta 1,4- galactosyltransferase, polypeptide 6 (gene b4galt6). Lineage: Eukaryota; Metazoa; Chordata; Actinopteri; Characiformes; Serrasalmidae. Gene Ontology annotation, molecular function: UDP-galactose:glucosylceramide beta-1,4-galactosyltransferase activity. Bases 665 to 1810 code for a protein of 381 amino acids. Gene Ontology annotation, biological process: glycosphingolipid biosynthetic process; carbohydrate metabolic process. The transcript has 9 exons. The record is from RefSeq and is a predicted model, not a curated record.